UCUGACCCUUGCCCCAUGCUAACUGCACCUUGGAGUUGCUCCUCUCCCAGCCCACUCGGGCAAGGGUGUGGAUGGGACAGCUUGCAGAGCUUUGCUUCUCAGCCAGCCCUCCCACACCUUCCCCCACCACAGCGUAGCCACGAGCCCACACUGCGUGAGGGGUGGCCCUGGCAGGGCAGAGGGGCCAGUGGGGCCAUCGUCCUCGGAGCAGUUGACAUGGAGCAGGCCCAGCGGAGCCUGGAUGCAGAGCAAAUGCAGCAGCAGCAGCUCAAACUACGGGACCGGCAGAAGUUCUUUGAGGAGGUUUUCCAGCAUGACGUGGAUUUCUUCUUCCCGAUGUCUCACCUGCAGAUAGAGCAUCGGAGACCUCCCUUAGGCAGCAUUUCCUCCAUGGAGGUGAAUGUGGACAUGCUGGAGCAGAUGGACAUGAUGGACCUGUCAGACCAGGACACAGUGGAUGUGUUUCUGGGCUGUGGGACAGAGAAGAGCAGCAUUGUUGGAUCCCUGCCAGGGGCAGAUGCCAGCCAGUGCCCAGAGGAGAUCACCCUGCAAGUGCCCGACGCAGCCGAGAGCAAGUCUCGCAUUUCCUCCACGUCCUCGGCCUCCACGGACCUGAACAGCCUGGACACCAGUGAGGAGGGGGCCGAGACCCCCGUGGUGCAGUCGGAUGAGGAGGACCUGCAGGAGGACAGUUCCAAAGAGCAGGUGGCAAGAAGCUAGCAGGCAGCUCUGCCCGGCUCCCAGCCUCCUCCACACGGACUUGCCAGCCCAGAGGAAGGAAAGCUGCUGGUGCUCAGCAAACCCCUUCCUGGACUGCUGCCCUGCCAGAGGGGAGAGAUGGUUUUCCCCUCCUCUCCCUCCAUGGGUUCUCCUGGCAGCCAAAAGGAGAAGGAAAGGGGUAUUGUAAGCUCCCAAAAUUAACUCUUCAGGCUUUGCUGCUAACAUUCCUUGCUUCACCCCCCCACAAAAAAUGCUGAGCUUCCCACAGCCCUACCAUUCCCAGAAAGCCAUACCUUGGGACCCCAGUUCCCCCUGUUCUACUGACAAAGGUUCUUCCCAGACAAGCACUUAACAACAGAGAAAUAACACUGCACACAGAGAAAUAACACUGAUCUAACCAA
Molecule: messenger RNA, 1121 nt
Organism: Chiroxiphia lanceolata (lance-tailed manakin)
Lineage: Eukaryota; Metazoa; Chordata; Aves; Passeriformes; Pipridae
Gene: DBNDD2
Product: dysbindin domain containing 2
Exons: 4
Coding region: 16-720 (234 amino acids)
Biological process (GO): negative regulation of protein kinase activity
Cellular component (GO): cytoplasm
Source: RefSeq, a predicted model, not a curated record